AUGAUGGCGCAGGAUAGACGUAUUAAAGUCAAACGCGAGUAUCGCACCAAAGACUUUUGCUAUGAUAGGUACACACACACUCACGGUGGUAUUGAAAACGAGAGUAAAAAAAAUGGCUCCGGGUUCCGCUUGGGCAACAUACACUACGGCGGCGUUAACAGCAAAGGUGAGGGCAGUGAACAGGGUGGUGACAGUACGUGCAUCAAGUUGAACGGGACGAACAGCAAUGGAAACAAGUGCAUUUCAGCCUCCGAUGUCAACAACGCCGACAACAAACACAAAGCUUCCCCCGAGGUCGUCGUGUUCUACUACAAAGGCGACAAAAACCACGAGCACCCCCUGCUUGUCGCUCUCAAGCCGCCUGAGCAGGGAACGGGCGGGAAGCACAAACCCUAUUUUGAGCUCACGAAGAAGUUCGACCCGGGCCAGCAGAAAAAGUACACAAAAAACAAGAACGGCAACGGAAUAGACCUCGGUAACACCAGCCCCGACGGCGAGCUGGCCCAAAAGCUCGAUACUAUACUAUACACGAUUAGCAAGAAACUGCAAAUCGUGUUGAACAGGGGCCACUACCAAAAUUAUAUUAUACCACCCUCGAACACACCACAAAGGCGGGUGAUCAUGGAUUUAAGUACCAAAAAUUUUGUGCUUCUAAUCGAUCUCUCCAGAAGCCUAGAAUCCGAUCCCGCGAAACCCGAACUUCAAUCGACGCUCCAUCACGUACUCACCAAGACUAGCUACCGGGCCCAGUUAUACGAACCCAAGGGCCAGGUCUGCUUAGAACCCCGAUUCGGAACCACCGACGUUACUGUAUAUGAGGUGUAA
This is a messenger RNA of Theileria orientalis strain Shintoku, 825 nucleotides long. RefSeq lists its product as hypothetical. The record is from RefSeq and is a predicted model, not a curated record. The transcript has 3 exons. Bases 1 to 825 code for a protein of 274 amino acids. NCBI's taxonomy places the organism in Eukaryota, Apicomplexa, Aconoidasida, Piroplasmida, Theileriidae.